GUUUGGUCGGUUGCAGAUCGAACCCGGACGCAUUUCGCUUUGCCAUGGUUUCCCGCCAAAUUGAAGCCCUCAUCCAACGGUCAAAAUCAGCGGCUCAUCUUCUCCAACUCCACUCUCUGGUCCUCAAAACGGGCCUCGAUCACAACCCAAAGUUCGUCUCUGACUAUAUAAACGCGGCCAGCUCGAUUUCAAUCGGCUUUGCCAAACUAGUGUUUGGUUAUGUACCAAUGUCUCCUCCGCCGCUGUUUGCUUGGAAUUCAAUCAUCAGGGCCUUUGCGAAGAGCCCAGCACCGAUUGAAUCGAUCAACUUUUUCUUUGAGCUGCGUAGAAUUGGGCUUAGACCCGACUACUUUACUUACCCUUUUGUUGUGAAAGCCUGCGGUCGAUGUAAGAUGGUUGGAGUUGGUGGGUUGGUGCAUUGUGUGAUUAUGAAAGGUGGUUUUGAUUCGGAUCGGUAUAUAGGGAAUGCCCUUUUCAGAAUGUAUGCUGAUUGCGGUGCGGUUGGGAUUGCGAGGAAGGUGUUUGAUGAAAUGCCUGUGAGAGAUGUGGUUUCUUGGAGCUCUUUGAUUGCCGGAUAUGUUGCUUGCGACUACCCAUUGGAAGCCUUAAGGGUGUUUCGAGAGAUGAAGCUAGCUAAUGAAAAACCAAACUCAGUCACUUUGGUAAGCUUGCUUUCUGCCUGUACCCAUUUAAACAAUAUUGGCACCGGGAAGUCGAUUCAUUGCUACGUUAUCGUCCAUCCCAUAGAGAUAGAUGUUGCUCUGGGAACUGCUCUGAUUGAGAUGUAUUCCAAGUGUGGGCAUGUUGAGAAAGCCUUCCAUAUCUUCAAUUCAAUGAGUGAAAAGAAUUUGCAGUCUUGGACUAUUAUGAUUUGUGGUCUUGCCGAUCAUGGUCGUGGAAACGAUGCUAUCUUGUUGUUUUCUCGCAUGGAACCAGCUGGAUUGGUACCAGACAGCAUGGCAUUUUCUGCUAUCUUGUCAGCCUGUAGCCACUUGGGCCUCCUUAAUGAGGGUCGACAAUUUUUCAAUCAGAUGGUGAGAACAUAUAAUAUUGAACCAACAAUGGAACAUUAUGGAUGCUUAGUAGAUUUGCUUGGAAGAGCUGGUCUGAUUGAAGAAGCUUAUGAAGUUAUCAAAAAUAUGCCAAUGGAGCCUAAUUCAGUAAUACUGCGGAGUUUCUUGGGUGCCUGUAGGAACCACAAUGUAGUUUUUCCUUUAGAUGAUAAGUUCAGGAAAGUCCUUAAAUCGGAGUCUCACCUUGGAGCAAACUAUGUACUCGCAGCUAAUGUAUCUUCUUUCUCUGGUUGUUGGAGUGAUGCUGCUGAUCUGCGACUAUCCAUGAAACAGCAGGGUGUGGUAAAGGUUCCUGGGUGCAGUUGGGUGGAGGUGGGUGGUAGUUCAUCUGGAGAUAUUAUAAAAGAGACCGUAAGGUAGUUACGGUUUAAAGAGAAGGGAUGAACAAGAAGACAGCCAAGAUUGACAAAUGAAUGUAGAAGAAAGCUGGAUAGGGAUUACUGUUCAAAAAGGUAACAGAUUGUGAAACUGAGAGGGCAUCUAAAUUUGGCAUUGGAAGGUCAGAAGUUCAACGAGUAAGCUGUAAGGAUUUGGUGCUGUAUCAUUGCUUUUUUUAACAAUGUAUGGGAAGAGCCUGGAAUAUGUGUGCUUCAGGUUUGACAUAUUAACUAAUUUUUCACCAGAUGCCCAUGUAAAUUUCAGUUAGGAGUACAAAUCUACAAGAUCUUUUAGCAAAUGAUUGAGGACGCAAGGCCUGACGAGUGCAAGAAAUGAGAUUUGGAAAUCCAGAAAUUUGUUUCCUGUCUUCCAUUUAACCAUAAAUUUUACUUCUAGUUGAUUAAGCCCUCCAGAUUCUAAACGCUCAAUCACUGGCAAAGCUAGUCAGAAGUAAUGGAAGGUCACACUAAUCUUAUUGCAAAAAAUUACUGACUGAUUCUUCAUCAACAAGUGGCCUAUAUGUCUCCUGUUCAGCACACGGACAAUCCUGAUGGCUCUCUGGAACUCUUUCCAGGAAUUGUAGGCUAUUUUGUGCUACUAUGAUACCCUGACAGCAUCCAAGCUUCUGCAACAUUUGCUGAUUUAUUACCAUGUGGUAAUUUCAAGUUUCAAGCAUGUGAAGCAUCCCACUGGCUCCCCACCGAGAGUUUCUUGACACUGACACUAUUAUGCAAUACCAUAUUAAUAUAUCGCUUCAGCAUUCAGGGAGGGUUAAAUUCAUGAGUCUUCUGGUUAUGUUGUUUACGAUGCUGUAAUGGCCGCUAUAUCUGAGCUGCUGCAACGUUUGCUGGUGAUUUCGCCUUUGCUUUUAGUGAUUGUCGUUCAUUGGCUCUCCACAGGCAGCCAGAUCACCAUUGGGAUUCCAGGGUCUGAGCCUGAAGCUAUCCACAGAGCUGGAGGAUCACCUUGGGGUGUGGCCUUUGUUUUAGUACUGCUUUUCUUUCUCAUAUCCUAUCAGCCUUCUUUCCUUGGCCUUCUUUUCUAGGUCAAUGUCUCUCUGUUCAGAAGGCAAGUAUGAAUAACAUAAUGUUGGCUUCUAUCUGAUAAGCUGAAAUAUUAUGUAAUUCCUAUUACCAUGCUUGUUAAAUAGUCAGUAAUUUAUCUUUCAAGGAGUAUGCGGAGUACUUUAUAAAUAGCAGGAGCUUACCAUGAAUAGUUACCUUA
Molecule: messenger RNA, 2675 nt
Organism: Rosa chinensis
Lineage: Eukaryota; Viridiplantae; Streptophyta; Magnoliopsida; Rosales; Rosaceae
Product: pentatricopeptide repeat-containing protein At4g21065
Exons: 5
Coding region: 45-1433 (462 amino acids)
Biological process (GO): RNA modification
Molecular function (GO): RNA binding; protein binding
Source: RefSeq, a predicted model, not a curated record